Messenger RNA from Brassica napus (rape), 780 nucleotides. Its product is annotated as protein RNA-directed DNA methylation 3-like. NCBI's taxonomy places the organism in Eukaryota, Viridiplantae, Streptophyta, Magnoliopsida, Brassicales, Brassicaceae. Bases 1 to 780 code for a protein of 259 amino acids. The record is from RefSeq and is a predicted model, not a curated record. Gene Ontology annotation, molecular function: pre-mRNA binding; U6 snRNA binding. Gene Ontology annotation, cellular component: Prp19 complex; U2-type catalytic step 1 spliceosome; U2-type catalytic step 2 spliceosome. The transcript has a single exon.
AUGGUUUACAUGGGCCCUUUGGAUCCACCAAGGGAUCAAACCGUUAAAACCCUCUUCAUCCGUCUUCUCAACUCCAAUGUUCACGAGGAGCACCUACGUGAUCGUUUCUCUCCUUAUGGAGAGAUCGAAUCUAUUGUCUACUUUGGCAUGAGAGGUGUGAGUUGUGCUUUUCUCACCUACACAACCCGACAAGCUGCAGAGAAGGCCAUGCUAGAGCACUCCCCAUGGGUUGAUGUCAACGGUCAGAUGCUUAAACUGUUAUGGGGAACACAUCGGAUCCCGAAAGACGCUGAACUAGUUGGAGGAUCUAACGUGGUCAAGAAUGAUGGUGGUGGUUUUGCUUGGGUUAAGGAGACCAAAGAUGUUGUAGAGCUUCCAUACUGGUGCAAACGAGGUUAUGGCAGUUCUGAACAGCUUGGUGGUUGGGGGUUUGAUGGAAGAAGAGGAUGGGAUGCUGGCAUUGGCGGUUCAAACUGGGCUAAAGUGAAUGCUGUUGGUGGAUUUGGCGAAUGCUUAAACUGGGGUAGGGCAAACGAUGGUAUAUCAAGCUCGGGGAAGGACAAUUAUUCUAGUGGGGGAUCUAACUGGGGUCAACAGGAUGGUUGUGGUUUUGCUUGGGGUAGCCAGAACAACAACUAUGGUGGUGGGGGUCCAAGCUGGUCCAGUCUAGGUGAUGCCGGACGAACAGGAGGCUGGGAAACCAACACUGGGGAUGAUGAUGAUGAUGCAUGGGGAUGCAAACCAAACGCAGUAGCGUCGUCAUCAAGUGGAGAUCAGUAA